AUGACCGGACGCGGUGGCGGUGGACGCAAGGUCCUGCUCCCUCCCAUCAACUUCAUCUUCAAGCUUCUCCAGUCGCACGCGACGGUCAAGAUCUGGCUGUACGAGCAGUUGGCCAUACGCAUUGAGGGAAAGAUUAGGGGAUUUGACGAGUUCAUGAACCUUGUCAUUGACGACGCCGUCGAGGUCAAGCAGAUCACAAAGACGAACCCAGAGGAGAAGAGGAGACCACUAGGUCAAAUUUUGCUCAAAGGCGACAAUGUCUCUCUAAUCCAGGAAGCUGUAUGA
Messenger RNA from Microdochium trichocladiopsis, 285 nucleotides. RefSeq names its product small nuclear ribonucleoprotein E. The transcript has 3 exons. Lineage: Eukaryota; Fungi; Ascomycota; Sordariomycetes; Xylariales; Microdochiaceae. Gene Ontology annotation, biological process: spliceosomal snRNP assembly; mRNA splicing, via spliceosome. Bases 1 to 285 code for a protein of 94 amino acids. Gene Ontology annotation, cellular component: U5 snRNP; precatalytic spliceosome; U4 snRNP. The record is from RefSeq and is a predicted model, not a curated record. Gene Ontology annotation, molecular function: RNA binding.